AUGUCGGACGAAGAAAAACGUACAUCUUCCGAGGAAAAGGAAAUCAAGUCUACAAGUGACGCUGGCGGUAAUAAGGCCAUCGCCACAUCUGAGGAAGAGAAGAAGCUCGUGCGCAAACUUGAUCGCAGGAUUCUGCCCAUAACAUGCUUACUCUAUCUUUUUGCUUAUCUUGAUCGCACGAAUCUUGGAAAUGCGCGCCUUCAGGGACUCGCACAGGAGAACCUUGGUGGUGAUCCUACUGGUAAACUGUUCGAUUGGGUCAACUCGGCAUUUUUCUUUUCGUAUAUUAUCUGCCAAGUACCUGCAACGAUAACCUCAAAGUUGUUUCCACCAUCCUAUUGGAUGGCAGGUGCGGCUGUUGGGUGGGGUAUAUGUUCCACGUUGAUGGCAACGACAUUCAACUUUGGAAGUCUCAUAGCGGCUCGCAUUGGGCUUGGCGUCUUUGAAGCUGGUUUUGGCCCCGCAAUUCCACUUUAUUUUUCGUUCUUCUACACUCGCUCUGAAAUGGGCUUGCGCAUGGCAUACUGGUUUGGCUUUGCGGCAGUCGCGGGUGCGUUCGGUGGGGUCAUCGCGUUCGGUGUGCAGCAAGUGGGAUAUGGACCGUAUGUCGCUGGCAUCGGGGGAGAGUGGGACUGGAAAGUCCUGUUCCUUAUUGAGGUUAGCCCCAGUUUUUCGUGUUUGGUGAAGGGGCGGCGAGUGGCGUUCAAAAUCUGGAUGCGCUCGCUGGCCGAGUGCUGCAGUGUUCUCUAUUCUUGGAUCAUGUUGUGUCUCAUUUUCGGCCGAUGUCUCCCUGGAUUUUGGGAGGUGCUGGAGGAUCGACACACUGAGGAAGGAAUCCCAGCUCUUCUUCUGGGGGUUCUGACUUUCUUCGCGCUCCCUGACCGGCCGGAGAGCACGAGGUACUUGAAUGAGAGAGAAAGAGAACUUGCAAUGGAACGCAUGAACAGGGGCACGACUGCGGAUGUUGGCGCUGUGAUCAAUAAAGGCGAGCCAUUUCCCUAUCUUCGCACUACGCAGUGUGAACUCAUCGACCUGUCCUACUCCAGAACACAUCAUCGUAGCUCUCUUCGAUUGGCGUAUAUACACUGGCGGAAUGAUCUACUUUGCAUUUCGGCAUUUUUGCCUACGAUCAUCAAGACUUUUGGGUACACCAACGCGCUCGCCCAGUUACUCACGGUACCGCCAUAUGCAGUGGCUGCUGUCGUCCUCUGUAUAACGUCCUACACAUCCGAUCGCAUGCAGAACCGUGGCCUAGCGGUUGCAGGUGCCUGCGCUACCGGUGCGAUUGUCCCCAACAACGUUCACGUGCGAUACUUCGCCGUGUUUUGCAUCACGAGCGGGACAUACACUGCCAUUGGUGUGAUUAUCGCAUGGUACGCCCACAAUCUCGGCUCUGAGACUAAAAAAGCGACGGGCAUUCCGAUGUUCAUGGCAAUUGGGCAAUGCGGGAGCAUCCUUGGCUCGCACAUAUACCCUACGACGGACAGCCCGAGGUACAUCCGCGGCUUCGCUAUAUCAUGUGGCCUCGAGGCGUUUGCCACUGUUUGCGCGCUAGUGUUGUGGGUGUCAUACACGUACGAUAACGCGAAACGCGAUCGCGAGUAUGGACGUCCGGACCCAGGUGCCAAUGUGGAUACAAGUGAAUUGGCGGAUAAGGUGCUUUCGCUUCGUCGUUUGGCGGUGUUUGGAGAUACAUGCAAAGAACGAGGGAAAGGUCACGCGCACAAGUUGCGCAAGACGCCUCCGCUGUAG
This is a messenger RNA of Suillus clintonianus, 1752 nucleotides long. Its product is annotated as major facilitator superfamily domain-containing protein. The record is from RefSeq and is a predicted model, not a curated record. Bases 1 to 1752 code for a protein of 583 amino acids. Gene Ontology annotation, cellular component: membrane. The transcript has 13 exons. Gene Ontology annotation, biological process: transmembrane transport. NCBI's taxonomy places the organism in Eukaryota, Fungi, Basidiomycota, Agaricomycetes, Boletales, Suillaceae. Gene Ontology annotation, molecular function: transmembrane transporter activity.